UCCCGCCCUCACUUCCUCCGGGAGGGGUUAGGGACGUUGUGCUCAGAGUCGCCCACACAGUCUCGGACAGGAGUCGCUUGAGCCGCGAGUCCGGCCCCGGCCUCCCAGGGCCCUCGACACCACCAUGAGCGAGGCCUUCGACUGCGCCAAGUGCGGGGAGUCCCUGUAUGGCCGGAAAUAUAUCCAGGCAGAGGGUGGCCCCCACUGCGUCCCCUGCUACGACGGCACCUUCGCCAACACAUGCGCCGAGUGCAAGGAGCUCAUUGGGCACGACUCUCGGGAGCUGUUCUAUGAGGAUCGUCACUACCACGAAGGCUGCUUCCGCUGCUGCCGCUGCGAGAGGUCCCUAGCGGACGAGCCUUUUACUUGCCAGGACAAUGAACUCUUGUGUAACGAGUGCUACUGCAGCGCCUUCUCCUCCCAGUGCUCGGCCUGUGGGGAGACCGUCAUGCCCGGGUCUCGGAAGCUAGAGUAUGGGGGUCAGACCUGGCACGAACACUGCUUCCUCUGCAGCGGCUGUGAGCAGCCCCUGGGCUCCCGCUCCUUCGUGCCCGACAAGGGCGCUCACUACUGCGUGCCCUGCUACGAAAACAAAUUUGCCCCUCGCUGUGCCCGCUGCAGCAAGACACUGACACAAGGAGGAGUGACUUAUCGUGAUCAGCCCUGGCACCGAGAGUGCCUGGUCUGCACCGGCUGCCAAACUCCCCUGGCCGGCCAACAGUUCACGUCCCGGGACGACGACCCCUAUUGCGUGACUUGCUUUGGGGAGCUCUAUGCACCGAAAUGUAGCAGCUGCAAGCGGCCCAUCACAGGACUUGGCGGGGGCAAGUAUGUGUCAUUUGAAGAUCGGCACUGGCACCACAGCUGCUUCUGCUGUGCCCGUUGCUCAACCUCCCUCGUGGGCCAGGGAUUCAUACCUGAUGGAGAUCAAGUUAUCUGCCAAGGAUGCAGCCAAGCUGAUCUCUGAAGGAGCCUCCCCGGCUGGGGACCUCCCAGGAUACUCCCACCUCAAAACUGGGGUCUACUAUAAACCCAAAUGUCCCCUUGGCUGUCCCAUCCCAAACUCAGGAUGCCCCCAUUCCCACAGCUCCCCAGUCCCAGUUCAGGAUGUAGUGAGCUCCCUGUUGCUGGAGGUAUUCAAGGAGAGGCUGGACGACCAUUUGUUCAGGAUGUUGUAGAACAAUUGUUCUCCUCAGGUAGAGCUUGGACCCUUCUAACUCUUGGAGACAGUGGAACCCAACAUCCUCACUGAGGGCCUCCUGCCCUGCCUGAAAUCCUAACCCCCAAGUCUCUAACCAAAGUCCUUAAACUUGAGACCACUCCUGCCCACCCCAAAGCCAGGGCUGAGGGCCUCAAAACCCUGAUUUUCUUCAUCCUCCCAGAGGGUCUUCCACCCAGGCCACCUCAGCAGAGGCCUGACAUGACCCUUUGCUGUCCUCAUCUCUGAAGCUUGGGGUGGGGGCAGGAUGGGAGUAUGGCCGUGAGGAGGAGAAAAAGACAGAGGGGCUUCAUUGGGGCCGGGGGAGUGAAGGGGAAGGGGGAAUCAUCCAUCCUCUCUCCUUCCUUGCUUCUGCAAUAAAAGUGUGAUGAAACUGUAGCAGUUAUUUUUUGAGGUGAGGAGGCUUCCUCUUUUUGCCCCAAAAACCUUUUCUCUCUUCAAAGGGCAUGGGUGUUAAACACACAUCUGGCAGGAUCUCUGGAGAAUGGUGGCCCUCUCCUACUGCCUCUGCUGUGGAAUGGAGCCCAGUGAAAGUGAUCACACAAUCUCUCCCACUCCCCAGCACACACAGCGUCCCCCACUUUUUCCAAGGCCUGGCCUCCUGCCACAGCUUGAAGAAUAACUUGAAUCUUCUGCCUUUUCUGGGGAUCAGAAUGAUGGCAAAAUAAAUAAAUAAAGACCACUCUUUCUAGAGUGUUUGAAACUUACAGAGCCCUUUCCCUAAUGUCAGCUCUGGGCAAGCAUCAUUUUUCACCAUUUUACUGAUGAGGAAACUGAGCCCCACAGGCAGAGCUCAUACAUCAAAUGACUAUCAGGAAGAUGUCUCUAUUAGAAACAUCCUAAUUCUAACUCCCCCUCCCCAUAUGUUAGACUUCUUAAAAUAUAGCACGACAGGGUUACAAUUUUAAUGACUCAUAUCUCUAUCCCCAGGGGCUACCACAAUGCCUGGCACAUAGUUGGUGCUCAAUAAAUGCUUGUUGAUUGAUGGUUUCUAUAGCUCUUUAAAGAGGCAGGAAUACAGUACAGUGGAUAGAGCCAGGACUUGGAAUCAGGAAGACUGUUUGCAGCCUCAGGGCCAGUAUCAAGCUCUGAUAGAGUGUUCUCAUCUGUAAAAUGAGUAUAAUUAACAGCAACCACCUCCUAACGUUCUUAUGAGGAUCAAGUAAGGCAGUAUUUUUUUUAAAGCUGUUUUCCAGCCUUAAAGGGCUAUCUAAAUACUCAUUAUUAUAAUAAUCUUAUCCUCACAACAGUGUUUUGAAGUAGAUAAUGAAAGUGUAAUUACUCCCAUUUUAGAGAUGAGGAAAACUGAUCCUAUCCAAAGGCCUUCUUUUCACUUCUGUUGAGCUACAUCCAUGUCCUCUACAAACACCCUCACCUCCCUUUUCCCCUCAUCCCUUGCGCCUUACAAAGCCCCCAAAAGGGAUGAGCUAGCAAGAAGAGAGGCGCCUUCCCUUUCAUUACCACAGUCCGUCCCUGGACCCCCUUAAUAGCUCCCUGCCCCCCCAACACUUUCCCGCAACGGUUUGAAGUGGGGGAGAGGGGGGCCGGCCGCCUUUCCCCCUGGGGAUUCGCUGUCGGCUGCACGUUUUUAGCCAAAAAAGGCAAAGGAGCAGCUGCAUGAGGCAGGAACAUCUGGAUCCGAUUCCCGGCAUGAAUGGGUCACGGCCCCGCCUUCCUCUCCCGCUCCCUACUCGGGUGAUUCAUGGAUAGGUUUGGGAGAGGGAAGGGGGCAGCCCCCCAAAAUAGGAGGAGGGGGACUGAGGGAGGUCGGCGUCAGAAUGACUCCGCGUCCCCUCCCCCUGGGGACGCAGGCAGGCAGGAGGGGCUGCGCUCUUCCAGUUUGCCUCCACACCCCACCUCCCCCAUUCCCUCUUUCUCGCUUUCCAGCCAGCCCUUACUCCCCUUCCCCCCCCCCCCCAUCCCUCCGUAACUUGACUGCUGUCCGACCGCAGAAAACUUCUUAGUUCCUUGAUCCUCUCUGUCUGUCUUAUUUCUGUCUCAUUUUCUUUCUCCCCUCCCUGUGUUUCAGAAAGACAGACAGUCACACGCCUAAAGUCCGUCGAGUGUAGAAGCUUAGGGUGUCUGUUCCCCACACCCACUUCAGAGGAGCCCGGGAGCGGGUUGAGGGGGGUGCAGAAAUAUUCCGGUAGCCUCCUAACCGGUCUUCCUCCUCCACUGCCUCCACCCUCUAAUUCAGCCUUCAGACGUUGGCAGAAUAAUCUUCUGUAUGCAUAUAUGAAUCACGUCCCUUGCUGAAAUAAUGCCCCAGGGCAGAGACAUUGGUGGUGGAAGGGAUCAGAGCAGCCAUUGGGUCCAUCCCUUCAUUUUACAAGCUGAAGAAAUUGGGCAGUGACUUGUUCCUGGUCACCCCCCCAAAUAGGUGGCAGAUCCAAUAGGUGGACACCUACCAUCUCCUGACUCCCAGUUACCUCCCCACUGACAAGUCAGUAUAAAUUCCAUUUAUGGCCCUCCACAAUCUAAUUCCAGCUAACUAGUCUGGCUGUAUCUCAUACCACUCCCUUGCCUGUUCUCUGAGACAUCUAGAAAUCCCUCUAGAAAUCCCCAUGUCUGGAAUAGAUUUCGUCCCCAGCCUAACUUCAACCGGAUCCCGUCUGUUCAAAUCUCUCCCUUCAUUAAGACCCGACUCUGGUGGCCCCUCCUCCCUAGCAUGAAGCGGUUCCAGACUCCCCAGGUGAAAGGGAUCUCUUCCCUCCACACAUUUUCCAUAUUACUUUUCAGGAUUCUCUUGGGUCCUUUUCUGUAUCUCAGUUAUUUGUCUUUCAGCCUUUCCCUGAAUUCAAGAAGCAUUAUGGUGGGAUAAAGAGAACACUGAAUUUGGAGUCAGCAUAUAGGAUCAGCUACUUAUCUGUGGGACUGUUUGUAAAUUCCUUCCUUUCUCUGGGCUUCAGUUUUCUUAUUCCUGCUCCAAAUAUGAUAAUAAGGCCUUAUGGGAUAGCUAUCUUUCUAAUCCCAGCUCUGGGUCACUUAAAUAAUCAGAAGUAAAUUGAUCAGAAUA
This is a messenger RNA of Antechinus flavipes (yellow-footed antechinus), 4235 nucleotides long. RefSeq names its product four and a half LIM domains 3 (gene FHL3). Gene Ontology annotation, cellular component: stress fiber; Z disc; nucleus. The record is from RefSeq and is a predicted model, not a curated record. Gene Ontology annotation, biological process: actin cytoskeleton organization. NCBI's taxonomy places the organism in Eukaryota, Metazoa, Chordata, Mammalia, Dasyuromorphia, Dasyuridae. The transcript is spliced from 6 exons. The coding region runs from base 125 to 967 and encodes 280 amino acids. Gene Ontology annotation, molecular function: transcription coregulator activity; actin binding.